GGAUUUGAUUGGCGGAGAAUUCAAUGUUCCGCUUUGCGACGACUAGUGUGCGCAUGGGCGCGCAGCGGCUUUCCGCUGUGGCACGCGCUGGAAUGCCGGCCCGACGGGCGUUUUCUUCUGCGACUUCGGGCUCUGCCGGCGGUGCGGCAACGGGAGCAGCGAUGAGCGGAGCGUGGCGGUGGGCUGCUGGGCUCGGAGCUGCGGCUGCGUUCGGUUAUGUGUCGAUGGGCUCUGUGCAUGCCGGUGGCGUUGACUACGAGGCGGUGCGCAAGGCCAUCGCCGAUACACUCGAGGACGAGAGCUACGACGACGGGUCGCUCGGCCCGGUCCUCGUCCGGCUCGCCUGGCACGCCUCGGGCACGUACUCCAAGAAGGACGGGACGGGUGGAUCGAAUGGUGCCAAGAUGCGUUUCUUCCCGGAAGCCUUCCACGGCGCCAACAACGGGCUCUCGGUCGCGCGCAACCACCUUGCGCGCAUCAAGAAGCAGUUCCCGGAGAUCUCCAACGCCGACCUCUGGACCCUCGCCGCGUGCGUGGCCAUCGAGGAGAUGGGCGGCCCCGAGAUCGCGUGGCGGCCCGGCCGGACCGACGACAACGACGGCAAGCUCUGCACGCCCGACGACCGCCUGCCCGACGCCGCCCAGGGCGCCGACCAUGUUCGCGCUGUUUUCGGUCGCAUGGGCUUCUCGGACCGCGAGAUGGUCGCCCUCAUCGGCGCCCACUGCCUCGGCCGCUGCCACGAGAACCGUUCCGGAUACAAGGGUCCGUGGACCCGCGCUCCGACCACCUUUUCCAACAUGUACUUUACCGAGCUCGUCGGCAACCGCUGGACUCGCAAGAACUGGGACGGCCCGCUCCAGUACGAGGACCCGACAGGAGAGCUGAUGAUGCUGCCUGCAGACAUGGCGCUCCUCCACGACCCGGCCUUUGCCGUCGUCGUCAAGGAGUACGCCGCCGACGAGGAGCUCUUCUUCCGUGACUUUGCUGCCGCCUUUGCCAAGCUUCUCGAGCUCGGCUGCGACUUUGACGGCCCAUCGACGACGACCAAGGCUGUCACCGCCGCCGGCGUCGUCACCGCCAUCGUUGGUGCCAUCAUCGGUUACAACUACAUGUCGUCCUCUCGCGCCGACUCCUCCGCCACUUCAGCCCCUUUGUCCUCGCAACCGUAG
Thecamonas trahens ATCC 50062 is the source of this 1169-nucleotide messenger RNA. Its product is annotated as cytochrome c peroxidase. NCBI's taxonomy places the organism in Eukaryota, Apusomonadida, Apusomonadidae. Gene Ontology annotation, molecular function: peroxidase activity; heme binding. Gene Ontology annotation, biological process: response to reactive oxygen species; cellular response to oxidative stress; hydrogen peroxide catabolic process. The coding region runs from base 24 to 1169 and encodes 381 amino acids. The record is from RefSeq and is a predicted model, not a curated record. The transcript has 2 exons.